This is a messenger RNA of Melitaea cinxia (Glanville fritillary), 1015 nucleotides long. Its product is annotated as 70 kDa peptidyl-prolyl isomerase-like. The transcript has 2 exons. Bases 141 to 1010 code for a protein of 289 amino acids. The record is from RefSeq and is a predicted model, not a curated record. Gene Ontology annotation, molecular function: protein binding. NCBI's taxonomy places the organism in Eukaryota, Metazoa, Arthropoda, Insecta, Lepidoptera, Nymphalidae.
UGCCCAUACUGUCAAUAGUGUCAAGUUAAAAAAAAGUUUCGACUUGAAAGUUGAAUAUUCGGUCGAUAUACAAAGAAAAUUUCACCUAGAAAAACUAUACGUGGAUCUAAUGAAUAAAUAAUAGUGCAGUUAAAUAAAGAAUGAACAGAGAAACCAUGAUAAGCUGUAGACGCGACAGGGAAAUACGAAAGACUAUAAUAGUACCGGGCGACUACACAAUCGUCCCGUACGAAGAUUCUCGAUGCAAAAUCAGACUGACCGACGUACACUGUAGAAAUGCGGAUGGAGUGUGUGAAAUGGAACCUACGAGUCGGAUAUUCAAUAAUCCGUUCGAUGGGAACGUAAUCAUAGGAGAUAUGGACUCGUUCGUCGACAGAGACGUCGAGCUGAUCCUUCAGCAGAUGUGCUGUGGUGAGGUGUGCGUCGCGCGGCUAACGUAUAAAAACACACAUGGAGACCUUAUGCUGGACAUAAACUGUAGAAUAGAGUUAGUAGAUGUUACUGAGGAGCAAUUGAUCAGUGACUGGAGCUGGGCAAGACUGUACGAAUCGGCAGUGCAUCACAAGGAGCGCGGGGUUCAGUUGGUCAAGGAUAAGAGGAUAGUGGACGGUUUUAGACGCUUUUCUAAGGCUUUUAAGAUGCUGGUUGCUAUUGAACCUGUUGAUAAAAAUACAAUUGAUGCUGAACGCAUAAAAGAAAUGAUUAAUUUGAGGGUAAAACUUUUUAACAACAUGGCACACUGUCAACUACAAUUCGAAGAAUUUGGUGCCACUCUGGAUCUUUGUAGCCGAGCUCUGAAAUAUGAUCCUGAUAAUACAAAGGCUUUAUACAGACGUUGCAUCGCUUAUACAGGUCUCUUCAUGUAUGAAGAGGCAUGGCAAGACAUACAAAAAGCUUUGGCCAUUGAUCCUAACGAUAAAGCUUCUAUAAUUAAAGCUAACGAAUUAAAGCCCCAUAUAGAAAAAAUAAACAAAGAUUAUGCAAAAGUUAUUAAAAAAAUGUUUGGUUAAAUUUA